AUGGCGAACUCGGGAAGCGUUACUUCGUCCCGUGGCGAGCUCGAAAGGCGACGGCGCGGCUUUGCCGCCGACCCCAGGGCGCUUGCGCACACUGCGACUCGACGCCCUAUAGCCCGCAUAAACAUGCCGAUCAGCACACAGCCCGACUCGACCCAAAACGAAAUAUACGCACCCCCAGGCUCGGCUGGAGUCUACACACCCAGUCUGACCGCUCCUCGAGAGAGCUGGUUCGCCAGUCCCAUCCGUCGAGUUUCGACGCAGCACACUGCACAUUGCAGAGGACCCACGGCCGUCCACCGCGGUCACUCCAGAAUUCACCCACGACAGACCGAGUCCAGCGUCCUCCACGAAGACGCCACUCCCAUCACGGCAGACCCACAACACGAUGGUAAGGAUCGUCCGUCGACGCCAGGCCCGACGCCCACCCAAAGAAGCGAGCACACCCGAACCGACCGCCGCCGGCUGUCCGCAACUAUCGACCAGAACGCAGCCGUAGACCAACCCAAUAAUACAUUCCGCGCCCCCAAUCGAUAUCCGCAUCCGGCGACCGAAGCGACUCCGUCCCUCCCAAACGCGAAAAAAAGGACGACGACGAACAAGCCCUCCGCCCCGCCACCCCACACCGGCACACGCCUGCCGCACACACCUCUUUCAAAUUCAAAACCGCGGGCGGGGACGGGGGGCGGACUGAUCCCCUCGCACCCUGGAGACGCGGUCGGACCCAAAUUCCAACCUGCGUGCGCUUUCUCGCGCGGAGGUGCGGGCAGUCCCUCCACCGAGCACGCGGCGAGCACCGAACGGGUACGGCGUGCAGCACCAGGGAGGGGAGUCCACGUGUCGAUCCCCCGCUCGCUCAUUGCGUGCUGGGUGGCGGAACCGAGCUCGGACGACCCGGGUCGCGCGCCGAAUAGGCGGGGGGCCGACACGCGAAUAACAACACACAACGUGCAUACCGCAUGGGCAGGCACGCGUCGCCCGGGGACCUAUAUUUAA
This is a messenger RNA of Sparassis crispa, 993 nucleotides long. RefSeq lists its product as hypothetical. The transcript has a single exon. Bases 1 to 993 code for a protein of 330 amino acids. NCBI's taxonomy places the organism in Eukaryota, Fungi, Basidiomycota, Agaricomycetes, Polyporales, Sparassidaceae. The record is from RefSeq and is a predicted model, not a curated record.